Molecule: messenger RNA, 585 nt
Organism: Erigeron canadensis
Lineage: Eukaryota; Viridiplantae; Streptophyta; Magnoliopsida; Asterales; Asteraceae
Product: cytochrome P450 Tp4149-like
Exons: 2
Coding region: 1-585 (194 amino acids)
Molecular function (GO): iron ion binding; monooxygenase activity; oxidoreductase activity, acting on paired donors, with incorporation or reduction of molecular oxygen
Source: RefSeq, a predicted model, not a curated record
AUGCCGUGUUUGUCUUGGGUUGAUAAAUUAAGAGGUUUGGAUGGUACAGUAGAGAAGCAUAUUAACGAAGUUGAUCAGUUUCUUGAGAGCGUAAUUGAAGAACACUUGCAUACGAAGAAAAGGGAGUCAAGCGAAGGCAGGAGUUAUGUGGCUGAUCAAGACCAACGUUUCAUUGAUAUGUUGCUUAAAGAAAAUCAAGAUGAUACGACGAGUAGAUUCCAUUUUGAAAGAAAUGACAUCAAAGCUCUUCUCUUGGACAUGUUUGUUGCAGGAACCGUUCAGCCAUUUUCAACGCUAGACUGGGCAUUGAGUGAAUUAGUAAGAAAUCCUCAAACAAUGAAAAAGCUACAAGAAGAGGCAAAAGAGAUAGCCCAAGGUAAAGCAAAUAUUACCGAAGAUGACUUUGGGAAAAUGCAGUACAUGAAAACCGUGAUUAAAGAGUCAUUGCGACUACAUCCACCGCUUCCACUUAUUCCCAGAGAACUAACUCAAGAUUUCAACUUGAUGGGAAAUGAUCUUAAAGCUAAAACCAAAGUCUUUAUUAGCACAUGGGCUAUAGGAAGAGAUUCCAACAUUAUGGGAUGA